AUGAGUGUGUGCAUGUAAGUGUGUGUGUGUGUGAAUAUUAUGGGAUGCCUGCCCCCUGAUCUCUUUGUGUGUGCGCGCGCGAGGAAGAGAAAGAGGAGAAGGCGUCGUGCGCACACGCUACCACCAAAAAACACAAACAUAUUUAAAUGAAUGCGCACCGUUGAGACAAAACCCGCUUUUAAACGUUAAAUCGCUGGCAAACUGCGCGUGGAGUUACCGGUUUUUGGAGCGAUUCGGAGUCAAGUUGUGAGCUGAACUCUGGAUUAUCUCAAAAUAAUAACUUUUAUCUAUAGCUAGCUAAAGUGCUAGCUAACUAAAAAAGAAAGUUUCCCGCUGUCCGCUAUGUCUGGAAGUGAAGAUGACAGAGAAGACUACGGAGUCGCCGACGACCGCCUAAUGCACGAUGAAGAGGAAGAGGAGAUCUCGGAGAAUGAGUCGCCGAAGGUGAAGAAAAAGAAGAAGAAGGCAAAGAAGAGCAGAGAGAGCAAAGGCAGCAAGAGGCGGUCACGCAGAGAGGAGCUACCUGUCAGCUCACCUGAGCCCAUGGACAUUGGUGGAGUAGAAGAUGUAGAAGAUGUUUGCUCUGCCCAGCGCUCCGAGAGCGAGGGCAGCGACUACACUCCAGGACGCAAGAAGAAGAAGAAAGCCAGCAGCGGCAAAGACAAGAAAAGAAACAGCGCCGGGGUUGAGAGAAGCUCUUCCAAAAGGAAAGAACCGGAGCCGGAGGAAGAUGAGGAGGACGACGACGAUGAUUCCUCGGAGCCAAAGUCUUCGUCUCAGCUGCUGGACGACUGGGGCAUGGAGGAUAUCGACCACAUCUUCACCGAGGAAGACUAUCGCUCUCUGACCAACUACAAGGCUUUCAGCCAGUUUGUCAGACCACUUAUCGCAGCCAAGAACCCCAAGAUCGCUGUGUCAAAGAUGAUGAUGGUUCUUGGUGCAAAGUGGCGUGAGUUCAGCACCAACAACCCCCUGAGAGGAGCGGCUGCUGCUAACGCUGCGCUAGCCACCGCCAACGUACCGGCUGCUGUCGACAGCAUGGUGGCAGAGGUUGUCCCCGUAGCAGCUCCGGCACCACCGGUCCCUGCAGAGCCUCUGCAGACCCCUGCACCACCUAUUCGCAAGGCCAAGACCAAGGAAGGCAAAGGACCCAACGCUCGCAAGAAGUCCAAACCUGCUCCCAAGCCACAAGAGAAGAAGAAUAACGUCAAAACUAAGAAGGUCGCUCCUUUAAAAAUCAAACUGGGAGGCUUCAACAGCAAGAGGAAACGCUCAUCGAGCGAAGAGGACGAGCCCGACGUCGACAGCGACUUUGAGAACGGCAGCAUCCACAGCGUCUCCGUGUCGGAGAGUUCAAACAGCCGCAGCAGCCGCAGCAAGAAGAAGCCCUCCAAGAACAAACCCAAAAAGAAAAAGGAAGCAGAAGAUGGUGACGGAUACGAGACGGACCACCAGGACUACUGUGAGGUCUGCCAGCAGGGUGGGGAGAUCAUCCUGUGCGACACCUGCCCCAGGGCGUACCACAUGGUCUGCCUGGACCCCGACAUGGAGAAGGCGCCUGAGGGCACCUGGAGCUGCCCGCACUGCGAGAAGGAGGGCAUCCAGUGGGAAGCCCGAGAAGACGCGUCCGAGGGAGAGGAGGACAACGGCGAGGCGGGCGAGAUGGAGGAGGACGACCACCACAUGGAGUUCUGCAGAGUUUGUAAAGACGGAGGAGAGCUCCUCUGCUGCGACUCGUGUCCCUCGUCAUACCACAUCCACUGCCUCAACCCGCCGCUCCCAGAGAUCCCCAACGGAGAGUGGAUCUGCCCCCGCUGCACGUGUCCACCUCUAACGAGGAAGGUACAGAAGAUCUUAACGUGGCGAUGGGGAGACCCUCCUCCUCCAACACCUGUGCCCCGCCCCCCAGACCUCCCGGCUGAUGAGCCUGACCCCCCUCCACUGGCAGGACGGUCUGAGAGGGAGUUCUUUGCCAAAUGGUCCAACCUGUCCUACUGGCAUUGCUCCUGGGUCACAGAGCUGCAGCUGGAGAUUUACUGCCAGGUGAUGUUCAGGAACUACCAGAGGAAGAACGACAUGGACGAGCCGCCGCCCAUCGACUUCUUAGAUGGAGAGGAGGACAAGUUCUUGAAGAGGAAACACAAGGAUCCCAUGUAUGCUCAGCUGGAGGAGAAGUACCUCCGCUUUGGAAUCAAGAUGGAGUGGCUGUUGAUCCACCGCAUCCUGAACCACAGUGUGGACAGGAAGAACAACGUCCACUAUCUGAUCAAGUGGCGAGAGCUGCCGUACGACCAGGCGACCUGGGAGUUCGAGGACAUGGACAUACCCGAGUUUGACCCGUACAAGCAGCAGUACUGGAACCACAGGGAGCUGAUAAUGGGAGACGACGGCAGGCCAGGGAAGAAGCUCAAGGUGAAGGCAAGGGGGGUGAAGCGGCCGGAGAGACCUCCCGAGAACCCGGUGGUGGAUCCGACCAUUAAAUUUGAUCGUCAGCCGGACUACCUGGACAGCACAGGGGGGACCCUGCACCCCUACCAGCUGGAGGGUCUUAACUGGCUGCGGUUCUCCUGGGCUCAGGGCACCGACACCAUCCUGGCUGAUGAGAUGGGUUUGGGAAAGACGGUCCAGACGGCUGUUUUCCUCUACUCGCUGUAUAAAGAGGGCCACUCCAAGGGGCCGUUUCUGGUCAGCGCUCCUCUGUCCACCAUCAUUAACUGGGAGCGGGAGUUUGAGAUGUGGGCUCCCGACAUGUACGUGGUGACGUACGUCGGUGACAAAGACAGCCGAGCCAUCAUCAGGGAGAACGAGUUCUCCUUUGAGGACAACGCCAUCCGAGCAGGGAAGAGGGCGUCCAGGAUGAAGAAAGACUCGUCUAUCAAGUUCCACGUUCUGCUGACGUCGUACGAGCUGAUCACCAUCGACAUGGCCGCCCUGGGUUCUAUAGACUGGGCAUGCCUGGUGGUGGACGAGGCCCACAGGCUGAAGAACAACCAGUCCAAGUUUUUCCGGGUGUUGAACAACUACCCUCUGCAGCACAAACUGCUGCUGACUGGAACGCCUCUGCAGAACAACCUGGAGGAGCUUUUCCACCUGCUCAACUUCCUCACGCCCGAGAGGUUCAGCAAAUUGGAGGUUUUCCUGGAGGAGUUUGCUGAUAUCGCAAAAGAAGACCAGAUCAAGAAGCUGCACGACAUGCUGGGUCCGCACAUGCUCAGAAGGUUGAAGGCCGACGUCUUUAAACACAUGCCGUCCAAGACCGAGCUCAUCGUUCGAGUGGAGCUCAGCCCCAUGCAGAAGAAAUACUACAAAUUCAUCUUGACGAGAAACUUUGAGGCCCUCAACACAAAAGGAGGUGGAAACCAGGUUUCACUGCUGAACGUCGUCAUGGACCUCAAGAAGUGCUGCAACCACCCCUACCUGUUCCCUGGAGCCGCCAUGGAAGCUCCCAAGAUGCCCAACGGGAUGUACGAUGGGAACGCUCUCACAAAGUCUUCUGGGAAGCUGCUGUUGCUGCAGAAGAUGAUGAGGAAGCUGAAGGAGGGAGGACACCGAGUGCUGAUUUUCUCUCAGAUGACCAAAAUGUUGGAUCUGCUGGAGGACUUCCUUGAGAACGAGGGGUACAAAUAUGAGAGGAUUGAUGGAGGGAUCACUGGAGGGAUGAGACAAGAAGCUAUCGAUCGUUUUAACGCUCCGGGUGCUCAGCAGUUUGCCUUCUUGCUCUCGACGAGAGCUGGAGGUUUGGGCAUCAAUCUGGCCACAGCCGACACGGUCAUCAUUUAUGACUCUGACUGGAAUCCUCACAACGACAUCCAGGCCUUCAGCAGAGCUCAUCGUAUCGGUCAAAACAGAAAAGUCAUGAUCUACCGGUUCGUCACUAAGGCCUCAGUGGAGGAGAGGAUUACUCAGGUUGCCAAAAAGAAGAUGAUGCUCACUCACCUGGUGGUCCGACCUGGUCUCGGAUCCAAGACCGGCUCCAUGUCCAAACAGGAGCUGGACGACAUUCUCAAGUUUGGAACUGAGGCGCUCUUUAAGGACGAGGGAGAAGGUGAGAACAAGGAGGAGGACAGCAGCAUCAUUCACUACGACGACAAAGCCAUCGACCGACUGCUGGACAGGAACCAGGACGCCACAGACGACACGGAGCUGCAGAGCAUGAACGAGUACCUGAGCUCCUUCAAAGUUGCCCAGUAUGUGGUGAAAGACGAGGAGGAGGAGGAGGAAGAGGUGCAGCGGGAGAUCAUCAAGCAGGAGGAGAGCGUCGAUCCCGAUUACUGGGAGAAGCUGCUGCGGCACCAUUACGAGCAGCAACAGGAGGAUCUGGCCCGAAACCUGGGCAAAGGAAAACGGAUCCGCAAGCAGGUCAACUACAACGACGGCUCGCAGGAAGACAGAGCUGAUUGGCAGGACGACCAAUCAGACGGCCAAUCGGAUUACUCCGUGGCUUCUGAGGAGGCUGACGAGGACUUCGACGAGAGAUCAGAAGCCAACUCUCGCAGGCCGAACAGGAAGGGCCUGAGGAAUGACAAAGACAAACCACUGCCCCCCCUGCUGGCCAGGGUGGGAGGCAACAUUGAGGUGUUGGGUUUCAACUCUCGGCAGAGGAAGGCCUUCCUGAAUGCAGUGAUGCGUUAUGGGAUGCCUCCCCAGGAUGCCUUCACCACCCAGUGGCUGGUCCGGGACCUGCGAGGCAAAUCAGAGAAAGAGUUCAAGGCCUAUGUCUCCUUGUUCAUGCGUCACCUGUGUGAACCUGGAGCGGACGGCGCCGAAACCUUCGCAGACGGCGUCCCCAGAGAAGGGUUGUCACGGCAACAUGUCCUCACGCGCAUCGGCGUUAUGUCACUUAUACGUAAAAAGGUCCAGGAGUUCGAACAUGUGAACGGUCAGUGGUCGAUGCCCUGGAUGGCCGACCUGGAGGAGAACAAGAGGAAUGCAGUUCAGCCUGACUCACCUGGGAAAACCCCGUCCACUGGGACCCCCGCGGACACGCAACCCAACACCCCCGCCCCAGCCGAUGACUCUUCAAAGAAUGACGAGGCGUCGAAGGACGGAGAGAAGGAGUUGAAGAAGGAGGCCGAGGCCGAGAAGAACGGCAGGGAACCGAUCAAAGCCAACAACGAGGUCAUCGCCAUCCUGGACGAUGACGAGAAGACUCCGCCCACCAAGCAGGAGAAGACGAACGGGGAGGAGGCGAUGGACACGGACAAAACGAGCAACGGGGUGACGGAGAGCAUGAAGGAGAAGGAUGGCGAGAAGGAGGGAGAAAACGAGAAGAGUUCAGAGGGAGGAGACGAAAGCAAACCACCGUCGGAGACAAAGACGGAGGGGUCAGAGGUCAAACCUGAGGACUCCGAGGUCAAAGCAGAGGAAAAGAAGGAAGAUAAAACGGAAAAGAUGGACACGACUCCUGCUGCAGAUGAAAAGAAAGACCUGAAGGAGGACAAAGAUGCUCUGAAACCAGAGGAGGCGACCAAACUUCAGAACGGCGACGGCACCAAAGAGAGCUUGGCGUCGGCAGCGGCCUCCACGGGGAGCAGCGUCAGCGAGGAGAAGAAAAAGGCGAAAACACGAUUCAUGUUCAACAUCGCAGACGGAGGAUUCACAGAGCUCCACUCUUUGUGGCAGAACGAGGAGCGAGCCGCCACAGUUACCAAAAAAACCAACGAGAUCUGGCACCGCCGCCACGACUACUGGCUGCUGGCUGGUAUCAUACAACACGGUUACGCUCGCUGGCAGGACAUCCAGAACGACGUGAGGUUCGCCAUUCUCAACGAGCCUUUUAAAGGAGAGAUGAACAGGGGCAACUUCCUGGAAAUCAAGAACAAGUUCCUGGCCCGGAGAUUUAAGUUGUUGGAGCAAGCGUUGGUGAUCGAGGAGCAGCUGCGUCGUGCCGCCUACCUCAACAUGUCUGAGGACCCCUCCCACCCCUCCAUGGCUCUGAACACCCGCUUCAGUGAGGUGGAGUGUCUGGCAGAGUCCCACCAGCAUCUCAGCAAGGAGUCUAUGUCCGGGAACAAACCGGCCAACGCCGUCUUGCACAAAGUGCUGAAGCAGCUGGAAGAGCUGCUGAGUGACAUGAAGGCAGAUGUGACCCGCCUCCCGGCAACCAUCGCUCGGAUACCGCCGGUGGCCGUGAGACUCCAGAUGUCUGAGAGGAACAUCCUGAGCCGCCUAGCGAGCCGAGGGACGGACACUCAGGCACAGACACAGCAGAUGUCGCAGCAGUAGACUGAAAAUCGUCUCUAACUUCAGAAACCACCCCCUGCCUCACGUCAACAUUCCUGAUUGGUGCACAGCAGAAUGACGGACAGCGCGUCCAAAGCUCGAAGCCACGCCCCCGUCCACUUCUCACCUCAGACGGACUUUACAGAAAUGUUUUCAGGAGGAUCCAAACGCUCCGGUUCCCCCAACAAAAUGAGGCCGUGGACAGAAACGCGUUUUUUUAUUUUUUCUCCCCGUUUUUUUUUUUCAAUUUCUGUAUUAAUAUUAUUGAUAUAAUGUUAUUAUGAUGUUUUUUUU
Molecule: messenger RNA, 6516 nt
Organism: Nematolebias whitei (Rio pearlfish)
Lineage: Eukaryota; Metazoa; Chordata; Actinopteri; Cyprinodontiformes; Rivulidae
Gene: chd4a
Product: chromodomain helicase DNA binding protein 4a
Exons: 41
Coding region: 343-6225 (1960 amino acids)
Biological process (GO): chromatin remodeling; negative regulation of transcription by RNA polymerase II
Cellular component (GO): chromatin; NuRD complex; nucleus
Molecular function (GO): ATP binding; chromatin binding; ATP-dependent chromatin remodeler activity
Source: RefSeq, a predicted model, not a curated record